This is a messenger RNA of Brassica napus (rape), 525 nucleotides long. RefSeq lists its product as uncharacterized. The record is from RefSeq and is a predicted model, not a curated record. Lineage: Eukaryota; Viridiplantae; Streptophyta; Magnoliopsida; Brassicales; Brassicaceae. The transcript has a single exon. Bases 1 to 243 code for a protein of 80 amino acids.
AUGGGGAACAAAGCUACAACAACUGUGAAAGAAGAACGCGAAGAGAUCCACUUGAAGGUUGUACCUCCAGUAGACAGGGCUUUUGUGCGUUGGCUUGCAAGAGAUCUACAGAGAGUUCAGGGAUUCAAACCGAAGAACAUUCGUGCCAUCACUCCUCCUGAUAGCUACAUCGAGUUCAUGCGGUUGAAUGGAUCGCUUGAUGUGGAUUUGGAUGACCCUGAUCUUGCCCAUUUGUUCAAGUAAAACAAAAAUGGUGGCUGCGUUUCUUUUUUUUUUUAAUAGCUCAAGCUUUUUCAAAGUCUUAGCGUCUCUUUUAAAUUAACUUUACACUUGAGCUUCUGUGUGUUUAAAUGGGAUACAAGUGUCUGCAUUCAGAUAAACAAAUGUUUCCUAUUCAGUUGUCUUGGUUGUUCAAAGUCCACACAGCAUGUUAUUUUCAUCUCUUAACAUUGCCAAAAGUUGUAUGAGCUGGUGGAUUUAAUUUGGAGGUGGGGGUUGUAGUUUAACCAGUCCCCUUGUGGUUCA